Messenger RNA from Gymnodraco acuticeps, 2474 nucleotides. Its product is annotated as guanine nucleotide-binding protein subunit alpha-13-like. The coding region runs from base 54 to 938 and encodes 294 amino acids. Lineage: Eukaryota; Metazoa; Chordata; Actinopteri; Perciformes; Bathydraconidae. Gene Ontology annotation, molecular function: D5 dopamine receptor binding; guanyl nucleotide binding; GTPase activity. Gene Ontology annotation, cellular component: brush border membrane; heterotrimeric G-protein complex. The record is from RefSeq and is a predicted model, not a curated record. Gene Ontology annotation, biological process: Rho protein signal transduction; adenylate cyclase-activating G protein-coupled receptor signaling pathway. The transcript is spliced from 3 exons.
GCAGCCCUCCCUGAGCCCUCCUCGCUGUCGGUAUCGAUGAAGUUGUCUCAAAGAUGGCGGACUUCCUGCCGUCCCGCUCCCUUUUAUCUGUAUGUUUUCCCAACUGUGUCCUCACAAGCGGGGAGGCAGAACAAUUGCGGAAGUCUAAAGAGAUAGAUAAGUGUAUUCAUCGAGAUAAGACUUAUGUAAAAAGGUUAGUCAAGAUUUUAUUACUUGGGGCAGGCGAGAGCGGCAAGUCUACUUUCCUGAAGCAGAUGCGCAUUAUCCACGGGCAGGACUUCGAUCAGAAGGCCAAAGAAGAGUUCAGAGCCACGGUGUUUAGUAAUGUUAUAAAAGGUAUACGAGUGUUGGUGGAUGCUCGACAGAAGCUACGCAUCCCAUGGGGCAACUCGUCUAACCAGCGGCACGGCGACACCAUGAUGGCGUUUGACACCCGGUCGCUGAUGGCCCACGGUCACGGCAUGGUUGAGCCCAAAGUCUUCCUGCACUACCUGCCAUCUAUCCGGGCCCUGUGGGCUGACCAGGGCAUCCAGAACGCAUACGACCGCCGCCGGGAGUUCCAGCUGGUGCUGAUGGAGGACCGGCAGACCAACCGGCUGAGCGAGUCGCUCAACAUCUUCGAGACCAUCGUCAACAACCGGGUGUUCAGCAACGUCUCCAUCAUCCUCUUCCUCAACAAGACGGACCUGCUGGAGGAGAAGGUGAAGCAGGUGUCCAUCAAAGACUACUUCCCUGAGUUCUCGGGCGAGCCCUCCAGCCUGGCAGAUGUCCAGCGCUUCCUGGUGGAGUGCUUUCGUAAAAAGCGCCGUGAGAACCAACAGAAGCCGCUGUACCACCACUUCACCACAGCCAUCAACACGGAGAACAUCCGGCUGGUGUUCCGCGACGUCAAGGACACCAUCCUGCACGACAACAUCAAGCUGCUGAUGCUGCAGUGAGGGGGGAGCGGGGGGGAGCAGGGAUAGGUGGAGGCAGAAGGAAAGCGGGUGUCCUGCAGGGAGCAGGCAGCCUCUCUCCACCCGUCCGUCUUCCCUCCCUGAUGUGAGCGGCUCCUCUCUCUAGAACUUUGACUGUGUAUUAAAGCCACCACUACUACAGCCAUUCCCCCCCACACUUCUCUGCCUUACUGAGCUGCUUCACUAAGACUUAUAACAGCCACCUUUGGCUCAGAGGCCCCCCCCCCUAGCCUUGAAACCACUGUAAAUGACCUCCAGCCCCCGUCCACAGUGAAUCUGCACCCUGUAUGAUGUGUCCUCACUAUGUGUUGCUUUAAUUCACCCCACACUCCUCUCUGUGCUGCUCUGACCACUGUUGCCGGGGGGGGUUAAUCACUGUUACUGAGAAGCUGUUACCAGGUGUUGCCUUCCUGUUCAGAACUUCCUUGGUUCCGUCUCCUGUUUUACAUCUGCGUUCCACUGGCGCUUGAUGAUGACAUCACUGUGGGGAUUUCCUUUUUGGGCAGUUGAACUAACACACACGCACACACACAGACAGAUAGGAAUAACCGUUCCAAAGUCCACUUAAUUCUAGUUUUUUCUAAUCAUUUGUUUCUUUUCUAAUAUAUGAAUAUACUGUUUGUACCUAUGUAUUUUUCUUUAACUUAUAUUUUAAAGGGGUUGACACCUUUUUUUUCUGAUGGACUCUGUUACAGCUAACUGGAUCCAUAUACCACUUGUAAAGUUAAACAGCGUGCUAUAAGGGGAGCUAGUGCAGCGGUGAUGGUGACACGUUGUAUUUUGCAGUUUCUCAGGGCACAUUGUUAACACCACCUGUCUGGUUUAAGCCAACCAGCACCCCCACUCGGUUCCACUAUUCUUCUGAAGCUGAACUCUGGCCAUCUCCAACCAGGACCACCCUUUAGCAGCAGGGGCUGCACUAACAUAGAAACUGAGUCAUUUUACCCUUUUAUCACGUGAGCUGUACCUACAUACAUUUAGAUAUUGAAACAUCUUGUGAUAUUUCCAUUCUGCCCAUAUCAGGAUUGAAUCGCAAUACUCAAACUAGCUGUUUUUAAGGGUUAAAGCAUGUGAUGCAACUCCCAACCAAAUGAGUGAGCGAGUAGCCCUGCACUGAGCGGUGUGGCACCAGAGGGCCUUUCUGUUUCUUCCUAUGCAAAUACCAUGAUCCAGAUACUUAGCACGUGAAUGAAGUCAAUUUCUUCUAUUGAACAUAUUUUUAUGGCAACCAUCUUGUGUGGAAAAAGAUCAUACCCAAAGUUCCCAAAGGAAAUUUGAAAGCUGUCGAUUAACAGUUUCCCUGUUGAUUUCGUCAGUGUCUGCGUCCCAGUGUCUGCGUCACAGUGUCUGCAUCAUGCGUCACAGUGUCUGCGUCACAGUGUCUGCAUCAUGCGUCACAGUGUCUGCGUCACAGUGUCUGCGUCACAGUGUCUGCAUCAUGCGUCACAGUGUCUGCGUCACAGUGUCUGCGUCCCAGUGUCUGCGUCACAGUGUCUGCGUCACAGUGUCUGCGUCACA